Gamsiella multidivaricata is the source of this 1734-nucleotide messenger RNA. RefSeq names its product protein-tyrosine phosphatase-like protein. Gene Ontology annotation, molecular function: protein tyrosine phosphatase activity. Bases 1 to 1734 code for a protein of 577 amino acids. The record is from RefSeq and is a predicted model, not a curated record. Gene Ontology annotation, biological process: protein dephosphorylation. The transcript has 4 exons. Lineage: Eukaryota; Fungi; Mortierellomycota; Mortierellomycetes; Mortierellales; Mortierellaceae.
AUGAGCGGAAAUACCGUCUCUGAAUUGCUCGAGCAGGCUUUGAAGGUCAACGGGGACAAGAACGCCGUCCUGCUGUUGGACAUGCGACCUGCGGUGUGUAAAGUUGUAUCAUCCAUCAAAACAGCAGUGGGCGUCAGUGUGUCGAAUAUGUUACUGAGAAGGCCAAUGUACUCGCUCGACAUGUUGACAGAGCAGUUGACUACCCAACGAGAAAUCCAAGCGUUUUCAAACUGGAGGCAGUUUGCGAAUAUCGUACUUUUCGAUGCUACCGGCACCGUGCCUGCCAAGGGAACCCCCAUGUUCUGCAUAGCUCAGAAGCUCCGCAAGGAAGGUUACUCAGCCAGAUUGGGUUAUAUCCGCGGUGGAUAUAAUGCGUUUGCUCAUGAGCAUGCAUCUCUUUGCUCAGUGCCGAAAACCACUUCGCCCUUUCGCAGCCGUCUGCACCUCGGAUCUUUGCCCAAGAUGAUGAUCAAGCCCACUGAAAGCGGAUCGACUGUUUGUGAAACGCCCAUGAUGGAAAAUCCGAACGUCAAUCCACUAUUUGAGAGCGUCCGCCAAGCAAUGGGUUUAAACACGAAUAUCACGGAGGAGGUUCCUGUUCGAUUCCCACCAGAUUUCUCGCUGAAUAGCAUUCGAGAUCGACUUCCUGUCUGGCUUUUGAAUGCAAUCGAUAUCCGCAGCGGCAAAAAAGUGCUUGCCGAAUACUUUCAGAAAGUGGAGAUUGGUGAAAAGAAAAGACUGGCCCUGCUGACGGCACCCCAAGAGAUGCGGUCUAACAGGACAACGGAUCUCAGCAUAUGCGCAGGAUUGGAGAAGGGCCUAAAGAACAGAUACAAUCAUGUUUGGCCCUUCGACCACACUCGUGUUCGGAUUAAAGAGUGUGAGAACGGAGAGGACGACUAUAUCAACGCCUCGUUUCUAGAGCCUCCAUUUGGCCAAAAAAGAUACAUUGGCGCCCAGGCACCAUUGCCGUCAACAUUUCAAGACUUUUGGAAAGUCAUCUGGGAGCAGGAGUCUUGGGUGAUUGUCAUGCUCACGCGCGAGUUCGAGGCUGGAAGGGUAAAGUGCCAUAAGUAUUGGCCCACAUCCGAGCAGCCAGUCAUGGAGCUUGGCCCUCUGAGAGUUACAUUCCUCAGCGAAUACCGUGUCGAACCCGACAACGACUCUAUUCUCGUUCGACACAUGCAAUUGCGCCAUUUACAUCGCUCUGAGGACUCGGUGCGGGUUAUUACUCAAAUCCAAUACACUGGCUGGCCAGACUUUGGUGUCCCGGACACGCCCAUGGACGUCCUCAAAGUGAUCCAGCUCGCGAAUGACCACGGUGUCCCAGCAUCGGCAGGCCCAAUGAUGGUUCACUGCUCUGCAGGAUGCGGCAGAACAGGCGCCUUUUGUGUCAUUGAUUCUGUCCUGGCGGAUCUCAAGACCCAUCCCGAGACCGUUAUGGGUGAGACUGAUGUUAUUUUUGCCUCAGUGAACAGACUGAGGGAACAGCGGCUUUCUAUGGUCCAGUGUCUACGUCAGUUCGUGUUCUGUUACGAGGCCAUCCUUUGGCGCCUGGCGGUCCCAUUGACAAGGAACAAUAAUCGACUGCAGUUGAGUCUGCCCAGGAAGGGCCUUGUUCCACAGACGCCCUCUUUGUCGUUCCCUAGAAGAAUCUCAAUCACACAGCCGGCACUCUCGAGAGGAAUCGCCCCUGCAACAACAACAAACAAAGAGUUUUCGUUCUUUGCUUGA